Messenger RNA from Lymnaea stagnalis (great pond snail), 2568 nucleotides. NCBI's taxonomy places the organism in Eukaryota, Metazoa, Mollusca, Gastropoda, Lymnaeidae. The record is from the annotation of a GenBank genome assembly.
CGUAAGCUGCGUGUGAAUAUUAAAAUAUUAAUGGUUAACGCUCUUCUACUACAAUCCUAUUUAAAAUUUAGUACCGUAUUAGAGUAUAGUAAUACUAAUAGUAAUAGUUACGUUUGUAAUUUGUUAAAUCAUUUUCAACAUCCAUGAAUGCCAUGAUUGAUGAUGCUUAAACUUAAUGAUGAAACUCAACAAUUUCAAGGUGGUCAUGGUUAAGUUUACACAUUUAAUCUUAGGUCACUUCUAGGGCUAGGGAAAUGAAUUAUGACAUGACAUAAUUUGACUCAGUCAUGUCAUGUCAAAUUAUGUCACAUGACAUAAUAAAAUCUACUUCACACCAAGUUACUGUUACUACUAUCUAUCAUUUGUCCUACCAAUUUUUAAAUAAUCUUGUCAUCUGACUGUGGCUGGUGAAUUUAUACCUAACUGACUUAACUUUCACUUUAGAUAAUUUUUAUUCAACUGUCAUCAUUGAAUAUUGAAUGAAUCAUUGCUAUUAUAAAUAUUAAUUUGUAUACUAUUAGUAUUUAAAAUAAAAGAAAAACUAAACUGUGAUUAAUAAUAAGAAAGGUUAAGUAAAUUAUUUUCAAGAAUCUUGUCACUAUUGAAGAGAACUGUUCCUAACUACAAAGGCAAAUAGUUAAUGAACCAUGCCUUAAGCCUUAAUGAAUGUUAAAAUUGAUAUGGAAUGGAGGUGCAAAAAAUGACAAGUAUUUGACAGCUUACACCUGAGACUGAGGUUUAAGUCGCGGACAUGGGGUAGAGAGAGAGAGGAGUGUCAUGAGAUAGAGGCAAUAGGAAAUGUUUCACACCCCACUCAUACAUUUACUUGACCAUCAAUAAAUUCAAAUUUCAAAUUGAAAUAACAAUGAUUUAAACUUAAGCCAGUUAAUGUAAAUGUUACUGCAAUCAAAGUUAAAAUGUUUUCAAGAGAAAAUUCAGAACAUAAAAGUAAAUCAUUAACACAGUUUGCCACAAAAAAUAGAAAAUAUGCAUGCAAUAUUGGCAAUAAAUGUAGCAUCAGCAUAGGCCUUACCAUAAUGUAGCCUACCCUUAUUCACCAUAAAUGUAGCAUAUUCUUACAAUAAAUGAAACAUACCCUUACUUGCCAUAAAUGUAGCAUACCCUACUCGACCAUCAAUAAAUUCAAUUUUAAAAAAAGAAUGCUAAACAAUAGUAAUUAAUAAGGUAUAACAAUGUAAAAUGGCAAUGUAUAUGGAUUGUGUCACAAAAGAAAAGCUUAGGCUACAGAUGCAAAAUACAAUUAAUGUCAUAAAAAUGCACAUUUAGUGACAUUAAGCUUGACUUCGACCUCAGCCGGGAAAAAUCAGUUAUUUGAAGAAAGGGUUAUUGUUUUCUAAAAAUAAGUAAACCUAUUGAAUUGAAUAUUUCCAGGUUCAUAAAAUAACAAGAUAUCCAGUUUCUUGACGUGAUUGAAAGGAAUUAAGCCAUGCCGGUACCCUCAAGUGCUUAUGGGCAUCAAGGGGCUCCCAGCUGCUUUGAUAGAGUCAAAAUUGGAUUUAUGAUGGGAUUUUGUGUUGGUAUGGCAUCUGGGGCAAUUUUUGGAGGAUUCUCAGCACUACGGUAAAUUAUUGUUAAAAAUUAAGUUAAUUUACACAAAUGACUUUCUAUCCUUCAAUAUUCAAUUAAGAAUUGAUUGUACCAAUAUUCAAAUAAUGAUCAUAUUAUUAUUCUCUUCAGCAUGACUUCCAUGAAAUUAGUAAUGCACAAUGUUAUUUUAGUUUUAAAAACCAAUGCUGCCAAAAUUUUUAAAAAUUUCCUGCAGUUAAUAAAAAUUUGACUAUGUUGUAUUUAAAUAUAUUAAACGUUGUAUUAGUUUUAAAAAAGUUCAACACAUUUGAUGAUAUGAAUUUCCUCAAAUAUUUUUUUUUUAAAAAAUGAUUUUUAAUUUUCUUUUAUAGAGUAGCCAGGAAAGUUGUUUCUUUGUUUCCCCAUAAACUUAUGCAGAGAUUGUUUUGUUAUUCUUGGUUUAGAAACCUAGUUUUUAAUGUGCUGAUGGGUUUGACCUAUUUUAACAAUUUUUUCUCAGAUAUGGACUCAGAGGUCGUGAACUAGUCUCAACUGUGGGCAAAACAAUGUUUCAAGGUGGUGGAACCUUUGGUACAUUCAUGGCCAUUGGAACUGGUAUUAGAUGUUGAUAUGUUCAAUAAGCUCUUUUCAGAGAAUAUACUUGGAAAAUAUGCAAAAUGAAACAUUUAUUAAGACUUUGAGAAGUGAAUUCUUAAUUUUGAUACCUUCUCGUUCCAAUAUUAUUUUGUUGCCAAUAGCUAAAUUUUCAUUUGCUCAUCACAAAUGAAAGGAAGAUAUGCCAAUAUGUAUUUACUGAAACCAGUGAUAGUAAUAAUAAUAAAAAAGAAGACUUUUGUGUGAGUGUAUAUUUUGUUGGUACUGUCCAACAGCAGCUUGUAUUCUAUAUUGUAUCUACUUGACUAACAUAUUAUUUGUUUAUGUGAGUAGAGAGCAUGGACUGCCAGUCUCAUGAUGUAAUGAGUGAGUUUAUUGGAAUUGGAGGAUAAAAUAAAAUUGAAAGUCUACCUGAUAUACACAUGG